Messenger RNA from Cherax quadricarinatus, 1990 nucleotides. Its product is annotated as NAD-dependent protein deacetylase sirtuin-3. Gene Ontology annotation, molecular function: histone deacetylase activity, NAD-dependent; NAD+ binding. The record is from RefSeq and is a predicted model, not a curated record. Lineage: Eukaryota; Metazoa; Arthropoda; Malacostraca; Decapoda; Parastacidae. Gene Ontology annotation, cellular component: nucleus.
UAAUAAAGUUGAUCCUUAACUAAGGUUGUGGGUGGAGUCUUGUGACAGUCACCAGUGUGCGCUUCUACACAACAUUCUUAACAUACACUUCAACUAAAUAUAAACGAAUAACACAUUUAAACUUGUUAUACUCCGUGGCACUAAAAUAAACAAAAGUUAUACCUAAUGAAAAUUUUGGUUUUGUUUUUGUGUGUGAAAAAGAUAAAUCAUCACCCGGUCGAAGUUUUCCUUAAUCGAGUUAUGUUAUAUUGACGAUAUCUCGAGAUGUCAUUAUUAAUAACCUCAUCACGAAGUGUCUUGAGACAAGUCAAGUCAUAUAGUGUAUUCCAGUGUCCCGCAAUACAUGAGGGAAACUUGUCUUCAGUGUUACGAACAUUAUAUAGACAAUCUUCAACAUUUUGCGUAGGCCUGCCAUGUUGUAGGUCAUCAUGUUGGUCUUGGCAGUGUGACCUGCAGUCCAGCCGUCAUAUUGGUCUCUGGUCUUCACAUCAAAAUACACCAACACUAAAAACUGUGACAGAUGUAGCGAAAUUUAUUAAAGAACGUGCCACAAAUGUUUUAGUUAUGGUUGGAGCUGGUAUUAGUACUCCCUCAGGGAUUCCAGAUUUUAGAACACCAGGGACUGGCUUGUAUGACAACCUACAAAAGUAUAAUCUGCCAUAUCCAGAGGCUAUAUUUGACAUCCACUUCUUUAUGAUGGAUCCUCGACCUUUCUUUGCAUUAGCUCAGGAUCUCUACCCCGGAGUGAAUUACAAACCUAAUGUGGUUCACCACUUUCUUCGAUUGUUAUAUGAAGAAGAAAAACUACAAAUGGUGUACACACAAAACAUCGAUGGUUUGGAGAGAUUGGCAGGGAUACCAGAUACAAAGCUUAUGGAAGCUCAUGGUACUUUCGCUACAGCCUCAUGCACACUCUGUGGCAAGAUGCAUAAUUCUAAUAAAGUUAAACAAGCCAUCAUCGAAGGAGAUAUUCCAAUGUGUGAAGCCACCAAUUGUAAGGGCAAAGUAAAACCAGAUAUUGUUUUCUUUGGUGAGAAUCUGCCACCUUCAUUCUGGGACUACCACCAACACAUUCACUUCACAGAUCUUCUUCUUAUUAUUGGAACUUCACUUGAGGUUUACCCCUUUGCCGGAAUAGCAGAUGCUGUGGGAACACAGACACCUAGGGUACUAAUCAAUCUUAAUGCUGUUGGUAGCCUCGGAAGACGUACAACUGAUGUUAUACUGACAGGAGAUCUCGAAGAAAGUGUUCACAGUUUAGUAAGGGAAUUAGGCUGGGAAGAAAAAUUAAAAGCUCUUGAAAAAGUCUAUGAAAGUAAGCAGAUAAAUGAAGAAUAAAAAGUAAUCCUUUUAAUAAUAAUUUUAGUUUUAAAUUAAAUUAUAUAAAACUUGGUGAAACUGCAAAAAUCUUAUAUUUAUUUAUGCUGUAUAUUAAGAAUGAUGAUACAUAUUAAAUUUAUUUUUAAUGUUGCAGAUAUUGUAGGUUAAUUUUCAUAAUUAACAGUGUCUCAAGUUUAAGUCUUCAUACUGUACAGUUGAGCCUUGGAACUUGCAUGGUUUAGGUGUCUGGAGGCCUCAUAACUCCUGAAGUUUCAGGGAAAAAAAAAAAAAGGAAAUCUUGCAUGGUAACUAGGAGUGAUAGCAGCUACCUCACUGAAAGUUCUCUGUUACUAAACGGUUUGUCUUACAUUUUUUACUGCCGUAGUUCUAAAAUUGUUGAAUUUCAAAUCAAGUAUGCACAGAUAACUUUAAUGUUAGAAUUCUGUAUAAAUACAUAAUAAAUUAGUAUAUAAAUAUUGCAACCACGUGGCAACAUAAGGCCUCCAUUCAAACAUAUUUUUUGGAUUCUAACAUAUGUUCUCACUUUAUUAUACAGUGUAUUUUCUCACUAGCAUGCACAAAAAAAGUAGAAAUUUAAUUUGUACUUGAAAUAAUGCUCUUCUUUGCAAAUUCCAUGUAAACAUUUAAUAAAAAAUGAUAUCAAAAUGUU